Macrosiphum euphorbiae (potato aphid) is the source of this 1392-nucleotide messenger RNA. NCBI's taxonomy places the organism in Eukaryota, Metazoa, Arthropoda, Insecta, Hemiptera, Aphididae. The record is from the annotation of a GenBank genome assembly.
AUGGAAAAACUGCUGAGACCCGAUCGUUUUGAAGCAGACCAAAAUUCACCCACAGCAGCCAAGGAGUGGUCUCAUUGGAAGAAAUUGUUCCAAAAUUAUAUUGCAGAGGCCAAACUAAAAGAGGAGGAUAAAUUAAAGGUACUCAUUAACUUUUUAAGCCACUCAGACUAUAUAAGCGACUGUAAAGAUUUCAGUGAUGCUAUUAAAAUUCUAGAUGGUAUUUAUAUAAAGCCUAAAAAUGAAAUAUUUGCCAGACAUCUAUUAGCCACAAAGAAACAACUGACAAGUGAAUCUAUUGACCAAUACUUGCAGUCUCUAAAGAUUUUAGCUAAGGAAUGUACAUUUAAAGCCGUUAGUCCCUCACAGUAUAAGGAUGAGUACAUAAGAGACGCAUUCAUUAAUGGUAUCAUGUCUAAUAGCAUCCGUCAACGUCUGUUAGAAAACGACGAACUAAGUCUAGAACGAGCAGUGAUGCAGUCACGAGCGCUAGAGAUGGCACAAAAGCAGUCUGAAGCCUACUCUAUGCCUGUAGAAUCUAUAAAUCAUGUAAAUACCGAAGCAGAAGACGAACAAUCUGAAUCAAUGAUUGCAGCCAUCCGACAAAAAUGUUUUUUUUGCGGGUAUGACCGGCAUCCGCGUAGCUCUUGUCCAGCUAGGGAAGCUGUGUGUAGGAAUUGUGACAAAAAAGGUCAUUUCUCCAAAGUUUGCAAAUUAAAGAAAACUCAAAACUCAAAUAAGUCUAAUACAACUACUUCGGCUUUUAUUGCAAAUCUAGCCUGCAUCUCUGCAAAUUUACCGGGUGCUCUAUCAAAAACAGUUAUUAAAGUUAGAGUCAAUAAUAUGGAAGCAAAUGGUCUAGUGGAUACUGGAGGUUCAAGUAGCUUCAUAGAUGAUGAAUUUGUCCAGCAUCAUAAAAUAAAGGUAUUUCCUAAGAAGGGACAGGUAGUUUUAGCAUCUGCAGAGCAUUCAUCACACUUAAAAGGGUUUGUUUGCGUAGACUUAUCAUUGCAAGGGCACGUGUAUAAAGAUGUCAAAUUAUCAGUACUGUCAAAAUUAUGCACUGAUGUUCUCAUAGGUCAUGAUAUAUUACAGAAACACUCUAAAGUAGAAGUUACCUUUGGCGGGUCUAAAUCCCCUUUAUUAAUCUGUAAUAUGUCUUCAACAGCAAUAGAACCAAAUGUAAUAAAACCCAUGCCCUCACUUGUAAUAGAACCUCCUCGCCUUUUCAAGAACAUAGCUUCCAACUGCAAACCUAUAGCUGUCAAAUUACGCCAAUAUUCUGAGGAGGACUAUACAUUUAUCAAGGAUGAAAUAAUUAAAUUAUUGAAUGAAAAUGUUAUUGAGGAGAUGUAUGUCGCCAUGGCGAGCCCAGAUAUUAGUUACAAAAACUGA